AAACAUAGAAUUCAUCAAAAAAACAAAAUUUUAAAACUUCAAGUUUACUGCUAAUGUCAGCACACGAUUGCUCUAAACUAGCAUUCUUAAGAUCUUAAGUAUUGAGAAAGAAUCGCUCUAUGAUUCUUAAAAGAAUUCUUAACAAAGCAAAAUUUAAUUUUUUUACAAAUCUCUUUCUCAAUCAAUUUCCAAAGAAAGUAAACAUUCAAAGGUUCUCACAAUCUGCAGUGAAAUUAAAGAUGAAUAAUAAUCCAUUAAACGAAUUUGUUUUGGAGUUGAAGACACCAUUUGAAGAACUUGAUUGUCGUGAAGCAUUUGAUGGUUUGACAGAAAAGGAACGAAAGUAUUUACAUUACUACUCAAAGGCAAGCUGGUAUGGAUCAAUGAUAUCCUUCAUUCAAACAUCUCCUGAAUCUCCUUUAAUAUUUCCAUUGCUUCAUCAAAUAUUCAAUGAGGAAAAUGUUGAAUCGCUUCGUAACUCAACUGCCGGUAAAGUCACAUCAGAUGAUUUCCUGGCUUUCAUCAUUUACUCAUGUGGUGUUUUUGCUAAUGCUGGUAAUUACAAAGGUUUUGGUGAUACAAAAUUCAUUCCAGGAUUGAAUGAAGCAAAUAUGGAAUUAAUCAUCAGUUGUUCAAAAGCUUAUCAGAAGAACAAAAUUGAAAUUGAUCAUUUAUGGAAUUUAGCUAAAAAGUCAAUAUAUUCAUUAAGUGAUAAUAUCAAAUCACUAGGAUUGAAAGGUGCUGGAAUCACGACAUAUUUCUCCAGUAAUUGUUCUAAAGAUGACGCAGAUUUAGUCACGGAAUGGAUGAAAACAAAAAAACUUGAAGCUUACAUAAGUCGAACAUUCAAAACCAUCGACUCAAAUGGUAAAUCAAAUUAUGAGGUUCGUUUAGCAUCAGCUGAUCAUGGAGAAGCUAAAGGAAUAACAAUAGAUGAAGAAGAAUUCAAAGGAUCAAACUUUAAAGUUGUUCGAGGUGAUUACAUGAGACUUCUUCCUUAUGUCAUUGAAAAUUUAAAGAAUGCUUGUGAUUAUGUUGCUAAUGAUGGUCAAAAGCAAAUGUUGGAAAACAUCAUAGAGUCAUUCAAGACAGGAAGUUUAGAUGCACAUAAAAAAGGUUCAAGAUUUUGGGUGUUAGACAAAGAACCAGCAGUUGAAGCUUAUAUUGGUUGGAUGUUUACUUAUCGUGAUCCAGCUGGUGAACGAGGUGAAUUUUUUGGUUGGACUUCGAUGAUGAAUAGAAAGCAAUCAGAAAAGUUUCAAAAUAUGGUACAAAAUGCUGAAAAGUUUCUAGUCGAACUUCCAUGGCCAAUGACAUUUGAAAAAGAUAAAUUUUCAAAGCCUGAUUUUACAUCUAUUGAUGUGAUGGCAUUUGCUGGUUCUACAGUGCCAGUUGGCUUGUCAAUUCCCAUAACUUAUGAAGAGUUGCGACAUAAAGAAGGAUUUAAAAAUCUCACUUUGGGAAAUGUCUUGAAUACUCGAUUUAAAAGCGACAAUCAUUCAUUUCUCAGUAAAGAUGACCAAGAAUUGAUGAAGAAAUUUAAAUCAAAGUCAUUUGAAGUUCAAGUCGCUUUACAUGAACUUCUGGGUCAUGGUUCAGGAAAACUCUUUAGGAUUGAUGAAGAAGGGAAAUUGAAUUUUGAUAAAGAAAUCGUCGUAAAUCCUUUGACAGGAAAGCCAAUUGACAAAUGGUAUGAACCUGGUGAGACAUUCGAUUCAAAGUUCAAAGCAAUGGGAUCAAGUUAUGAAGAAUGUCGUGCUGAAAGUGUUGCUCUACAUCUUUGUUUCAAUCGUGAAGUCAUGAAGAUAUUGGGACACACAGAUGAGAAAGAAAUUGAAGACUUGAUUUAUGUCGGAUGGUUGUUGAUGAUUUAUGCAGGUGCUGGUCGUGCUACGGAAAUGUGGAAUCCAACAACAAAGCAAUGGGGACAAGCACAUAGUCAAGCACGUUUUGCAAUCAUGAAAGUUCUUUAUGAAGCUGGCGUCUUUACAAUUGAAGAAACUGAACCAGGAAAAAUGCUCAGAAUAAGUUUGAAACGUGAAAUGAUUUAUACAGUUGGACGUAAAGCCAUUGCCGAAUUUCUAUUGAAGCUUCAAGUCUUUAAAUCAACUGCGGACUAUGAAGGUGCCAAUAAUUUAUAUGAAAAGUAUUCAACAGUUGAUGAACAAUUCGCUAAAUGGCGUGAAAUUGUUUUACUUAAUAAACAACCAAGACUGAUUCUCAUUCAAGCCAACACAACAAUUGUUGAUGAUAAAGUUCAGUUGAAGACUUAUAAUGGAAGUUGUGAUGGAUUUAUUGAAUCAUGGCGUGAUAGAUUUGGAGCAGAUGCAACUGAUCUUCAUAAAAUCAUGUUGGAAUGCUGGGAAAAUGAUAAAAAAUAUUUUGAAUAAAACUCUUGUAUUAUCUGCAUUGUUAAUGGUUUUAUUAAAUUAAUUUUCUUUUUUUUGUUUUAAAGUUUCAUCAUUUUUAUAAACAUUUCAAUGCUCUUAACAAUUAAUGAUUCAUCCCAAUAAAGAAGAGUUUCAAUUCAAUUAAAUUAAAGAGUAUAUUUUCAAUGAACAUCAUGAGUUCCUCCCACGCAUUAUAUAUGUGUGGAUGAACGUCUCACGAUAAAUUCGUCCUUAAACUUCUAAAGGAUUAGUUUACUCAUCAUCAUCAAUGUGGAUUAAGAUUUUUUUUUAUCUUUUCAUUCAUUUUUUUUGUUCAUUUCAUUCUGUCGUAUCAUGCAUGGGGUCAUGAAAAUUGAGAUGAAAAACAAUGAAAAGUUUCCUUUGUUCUUCUUGUUUUUUCCUUUAAUUAUUAUUUAAAUUUUCAUGGAAACGAAACGCUUUUUUUCCUUAUUCUUAACGACUAAUCAAUUCAAUUGGAAAAUACAAUUAUUAAUCAUAAAAACUUUUCAUUAACUUACAGUUUUUCUUUUUUCUGCAUGACAUCAGCAGAGAAAUUUUCUUUUUUUUUGUGUUAACAGUUACAUCAAUAAUAAGAUUUUUCAUUCUUUUAUCUCACAAAAACUUUUGUGAAUUUUUCAUCAUUUGAUUGAAAAAAAUUAAAAGUGAUAACGAGAAUCGAAUAAC
Molecule: messenger RNA, 3074 nt
Organism: Clunio marinus
Lineage: Eukaryota; Metazoa; Arthropoda; Insecta; Diptera; Chironomidae
Source: the annotation of a GenBank genome assembly